This is a messenger RNA of Boleophthalmus pectinirostris (great blue-spotted mudskipper), 2468 nucleotides long. Its product is annotated as eomesodermin-like. The record is from RefSeq and is a predicted model, not a curated record. Gene Ontology annotation, biological process: endodermal cell fate specification; CD8-positive, alpha-beta T cell differentiation involved in immune response; positive regulation of DNA-templated transcription. Lineage: Eukaryota; Metazoa; Chordata; Actinopteri; Gobiiformes; Gobiidae. Gene Ontology annotation, molecular function: RNA polymerase II cis-regulatory region sequence-specific DNA binding; DNA-binding transcription factor activity, RNA polymerase II-specific. Gene Ontology annotation, cellular component: nucleus.
UCGUGCGUCAUGGCAGCAGCGCGCUGAAAGCGGCGGUGCGCUUCUUUGCCGUUCAACAUUUUACGCACGAGUUUCAGUCUUCAAGAUCUAAGACAAGAUUUAUUAAGUUACAUGGACGAAAAAUUCAACAUUUAGAGGACACAACCCUUUUGACAAUUUACCCACAAAACAAACAAGCACUUGUUACAAAAAUGCUCGGCAGUGAUGGAGACAGCAGUCCUUUCUCGUCUGCCAAAGACGCAGCUGAUGAGAAGCGCAAGUCUCCGGCCUUGGAGCGAGAAGAGUCGUCCAGCCGCGACAGGUUUGGGGACCAUGGCGUAGACCGCUACUACAUCCCACCCUCAGUCUCCAAACAGAGCACAGAGACGGCCAAUCCGUGCUCGUUCCUCCCUUAUACCCCGAGCAGCACCGUUUACAGCUCUUCAAGUGCACCCCGAUACCCCUCAUCUUUGCAUCUGAGCUCCGUGCUGCCUCCAGCGGGAUUCUCCCCCUCCUCCUCUGGCCGAGGCCACUUCAGUCCGGCCUACCAACUGGGCCAGAGUCCUGGCUGCCUGUACCCGUCUUACGCCAGCAACAUGGCCCUACCUACGAACACGGCACACACGCGCGCGCAAGUGUACUUGUGCAAUCGGCCGCUGUGGCUCAAGUUCCACCGACACCACACGGAGAUGAUCAUCACCAAACAGGGCAGGCGUAUGUUUCCUUUUUUAAGUUUUAACAUAGCUGGGCUAAACUUAACUGCGCAUUACAACGUGUUUGUGGAGGUUGUUCUCGCGGAUCCCAACCACUGGCGAUUUCAAGGGGGCAAGUGGGUCACGUGCGGCAAAGCGGACAACAGCAGUCAAGGAAAUAAAAUAUAUAUCCAUCCUGAAUCACCAAACACUGGAGCCCACUGGAUGAGACAAGAGAUCUCCUUCAGUAAACUCAAACUGACCAACAAUAAAGGCACCAAUCACAGCACCUCUCAGAUGAUUGUGUUGCAAUCACUGCACAAAUACCAGCCUCGGCUGCACAUCGUCGAGGUCUCUGAGGAUGGAGUCGAGGACAUCAGCAAUGAACACAAGACCCAGACUUUUACCUUCCCAGAGACACAGUUUAUCGCUGUUACUGCCUACCAAAACACUGAUAUCACACAAUUAAAAAUAGAUCAUAAUCCCUUUGCCAAAGGAUUCAGAGACAAUUAUGAUUCAAUGUACACUGCUCCGGAGAGCGACCGGCUCACUCCGUCCCCCACAGAAUCGUCUCGUGCUCACCAGAUUGUACCUGGGGCACGCUAUGCCAUGCAGCCUCUGUUCCAGGACCAGUUGGUACACAACCUUCCUCAAAGUCGCUAUUACAAUAGUGAGAGAGCUGUGCCACAGACCAACAGCCUCCUGUCCCCCCAGACAGACGAGGGAGUGUCACAGCGGUGGUUUGUCACUUCAAUGCAGCAAGGAGGAAACAACAGCAGUAGCAGUGGCAACAACAAGCUGGACCUGAGCCCAUAUGAAGGGGAGUACAGCUCUUUGCUGCCCUAUGGCAUCAAGUCCCUGUCCAUGCAAACAUCCCACGCCCUCAGCUAUUACAGUGACUCGCCCUUCUCCACCAUGACUCAGGGCUGGGGGUCUAGAGUGGCCUAUCAGAGGAAGGUGUCCCCAAGCCUGCCCUGGUCCCCUAGGCCAUGUCCCACAUCAAUUUUUCCUGAAGACUCAGACAAAACAAAGUCACUGGAUGAGGAGGUGAAUGGGAGUGUGAUGCCCUGGACUGAUUCACCAGUGUCCACCUCUUUAGAUAAAACAGAUUCAUAUACACCAGUGUGCAAGAGAAGACGCCUGUCUCUCAGCACUCCCAGUGCAGAGGACACACCGGUUGACAUUAAAUGUGAGGAUUUGGUCUCCACGGUCAACAACAGCUCCUACGGCAAAGAAACACCCUCUUCCAAAAACAUGGCAGCCUACUAUUCAUUUUACACAAACCAAUAGACUGGAUUACCAAGACCUUACAUGAACCCCAGUAUUUCCCAUUAAUAGGCUAUUCAUCAAGAAAAUAUGGUGGCCCACCAUGGUCAAUAUUUAUUGUGUCAAAAAUGAAACCAUAAGCAGUGGUUUAACGUUUUGCUUCUUGUAUUGGCAAACUAUAAUGUUAAAAGGACUGUUUAAACGUUCAGUUCAAUAUAAUAAUACUUUUUUACCUCCGCAAUUAAAACUAAAAGGAUUCAAAUCAUUCAAAUAAUCAGUACCAAUGCUGAUAACACUGAACUCUAUUUUGCCUUUUUGACAUGCAAGCUCAGCAGGUGUUUUGUUGUUGUGACACAUUAUAUUCGUAUUUAGCGGUGCUAAGAUGACAAAAUAAACUACAUAUACAUUUUUCAGUCAAUGCCUAUGUCUAACAAUCAAGGUAGCUGUAAUCGUUUGUAUAGUUUAGUGUGUUUGACCUAAGCCUACAUCUGUAUCUGUUUCUCUUUUUUGCCCAAUGUGUUUGCUUUGCAC